Messenger RNA from Dentiscutata heterogama, 1566 nucleotides. The record is from the annotation of a GenBank genome assembly. Lineage: Eukaryota; Fungi; Glomeromycota; Glomeromycetes; Diversisporales; Gigasporaceae.
AUGGAAGUCGAUACCUUAUCAAUUAUUUUACUUUUUUUGAUAGUUUUUUUCACGUUCCUAUCAAUUCGUGAAGCACCAAAUUCUGACAUUCAUCCCUUGUUACUUACCUCCCAAUCUGAUGCUGCAAAAGUGCGAUAUCCUGGCGAAACAGCCGUGUACAGGUCUAAUAAUUCUCAACAUGGAAUGCCAUUAUUAACUACACCAGAAAAUGGGGUUAAGACUAUUGCAGAAAUGUUUCAGCAUGGCUUGGAAGCAGGAAACGAUUGUUUAGGCUCCAGAGAUAAUAACGGCGCGUAUACUUGGCAAUCAUACCGACAAAUAUUUGAAAGAAUAACAAAUUUUGGAUCGGGAUUGAUUAAAUUUACUGGGUUAACUCCUAAAUCGCAAGAUAAAUUCGGCAUUUUCAUGAAAAAUUGUCCAGAAUGGGUGAUUGCGGAUUUGGCUGCCUGCCAUUAUAGUUUGAUUACAGUAGCACUACCUAGCAUUCUUCCUCGUGUCAAUGAUGUUAUCAAUCAGAUUAAUCUCACCGAAAUUGGUGUCAUCGUGGCAUCCAAGGAUACUCUUCCGAUUGUACUAUCUGCAGCGCCCUCCUGUAAAACAUUAAAAUAUAUUAUAAUGACGGAAUCUAGUUUAUCCAAAGAUCAAAAUGAAAAAGCUGAGACGUUAGGGUUAACUCUCACGACGUUCAAAGAUAUGGAGGAAUUAGGUUCCACUUCUAAAUUGGAAUGUGUCACUGCUGCACCGGAGGAUACAGCAACCAUUGUUUUUACAAGUGGAUCCACUUCAGGAGGACCGAAAGGAGUCGAACUAAAACACUCUAACAUAGUAGCAAAUGUUGCUGGAACUCUUGUUGCUGUACACACUACGCAGAAAAUAAAAACCUCUGAUAGACAUCUAUCAUAUUUGCCUCUCGCAUAUAUGUUCGAAAGAAUUACGGUCAUGGUGUUAUUAUUUUCGGGUGCAUCGAUCGCAUUUUACAGUGGAAGGAUUUCUACUGUUCUACAAGAUGCAGAGGAGGUCAAGCCGACUAUCUUCACCAGAGGAUUCAAUACUAAAUAUAAAUACUUAAAGAAGGGAAAUCUUGUUACUAAUUCCAUAUGGGAUAUUUUAGUAUUUAAUCAAGUUAAGGCCAAAUUUGGAGGCCAAGUUCGUGUUAUUGUUACGUCAUCUGGUUCAAUUACGCAAACCUUACUCGAUUUUUUUCGAAUUACCGUCGGGUGUCAAGUUCUUCAAGCUUAUGGCCUUACACAAUGCAGUGGCGCAGUAACAGUUAAUGCGUUUUAUGAUUACUAUUCAAUUGAUCAAAACGGUCAUGACUCACACACAGGUGGUCCGCUUGCUUGCAACGAGAUAAAGUUAAUAAAUUACGAAGAAAGAGGUUACACUGUUGAAGAUGUGCCUAAUCCCAGAGGCGAAAUUUGUGUUCGAGGUCCCAACGUUAUGAAGGGUUAUUACAAUCUUCCUGACGAAACAUCUCGUGUUAUUGAUGCAGAUGGAUGGUUUCAUACUGGCGACAUUGGAAUGAUCUUACCAAAUGGAACUUUGAAAAUCAUUGAUCGAAAAUAG